Nerophis ophidion (straightnose pipefish) is the source of this 3499-nucleotide messenger RNA. It is a transcript of the gene apbb1ip, whose product is annotated as amyloid beta (A4) precursor protein-binding, family B, member 1 interacting protein. Gene Ontology annotation, biological process: signal transduction. Gene Ontology annotation, cellular component: cytosol; plasma membrane. Lineage: Eukaryota; Metazoa; Chordata; Actinopteri; Syngnathiformes; Syngnathidae. The transcript is spliced from 15 exons. The coding region runs from base 520 to 2571 and encodes 683 amino acids. The record is from RefSeq and is a predicted model, not a curated record.
UGUGUUUGUGACGUUAUUGGUUGGAGGGGACAUUUUAGUCCAGAUCCACUUACAGCUAAAAGUCGUCUCUUUUCAUCGCAUAAUUACACAGUAAUUUGGACAUGUCUGUUGCUGAAUAUUUUGCAAUUUGUUCAAUUAAUAAUGGAGACGUCAAAUAAGAAUGCUGUUGGUGGAAAGCGGUGGAUUGCAGCUGCCUUUAGCAACCGAAACACAGCCAGUGUUUCUUAGUUUUUUCUCUACGCCAACCAUCAAGUUUUGGGAUGGGAGAAUUGUCGGCUCUUACCGGAGACUUCAGUGGAUUAUGGGACAUUCUCCUGUAGCUGUGAUCUUGGCUCCUCAUCGGCUUCUCUUUGAGACACUGGCGUUCACCGCAGCCAUCCGACUUUCAGUCAGCAUGUUGAGACAGCUGCUGGUCGUCAAGCCGGGAGACAGAGGUGUUGUGCUGGCCUUCCUUGUCAACACCGAGCGAGGACACACUAUGGACACAGCCAACACAAGUCGUCCAAAGAUGGCACAAGGAUGGAAUGCAAAAAUGGGCGGCGCUCUACUUUGUGUGCUUUUCUGGAACCGUGCUUGGGGGAGAUGGACGACAUUGAUGCAAUGUUCAGCGACCUGCUGGGGGAGAUGGACCUCCUGACUCAGAGUCUUGAACAGGAAGCAGCCCCACCUGCCCCCUUGCCAAACGCUAAGCAGGAAGUCAACCUCUCCAUCGGCUUCACGGAUUUUAACGAGUCCCUCAAUGAGCUGGAGGACAACGACCUGGACGCUCUCAUGGCCGACUUGGUGGCCGACCUCAACGCCACUGAGGAGAAACUGGCAGCAGAAAUCGAGGGUCUGAAGUCACCGUCGCCGGAGCCCCCGCCUAAGGACUUGGGCACCCGCCCGCCGUCCUCGAUUAGUUCCAUGAGCAGCAACAUCAGCACACCGACCUCCUCCACCUCCUCACCUUUACCGCCACCUCAGUCUGCUAAACCUUCUAUGGAGGAAAUUGAGGCCCAGGUAAAAGCAGACAAAAUAAAGAUGGCUCUUGAGAAGCUAAAAGAAGCUAAAGUGAAAAAGCUGGUGGUGAAGGUGCGCAUGAACGAUGGCAGCUCCAAGACGCUGAUGGUGGACGAGAGGCAGAGCGUCCGCGAGGUCCUUGACAACCUCUUUGAGAAGACACACUGCGACUGUAACGUGAACUGGAGCUUGUGUGAGACCAACCCGGAGCUGCAACUCGAACGCACAUUUGAGGACCAUGAAAACUUGGUGGAGCCUCUCUUGGCGUGGACGAGGGACACUGAGAACCAAAUCCUUUUUCAAGAGCGGGAAGAGAAGUACGAGGUCUUCAAAAACCCUCAGAUGUUUUACUUGUGGAAGAAGGACAAGAAGACCAUAAAAGACAUGAAAGACAAAGACAAAGAGAUAUUGAUAAAGGAGAACUUCUGCGGGACAUCUAUCAUCGUGCCCGACCUGGAGGGGGUUCUUCACCUCAAAGAAGACGGCAAGAAGGCGUGGAAGCAGCGUCUUUUUCAGCUAAGAGCCUCUGGAAUUUAUUACGUACCCAAAGGCAAGACAAAGUCUUCGCGUGAUCUGGUCUGCUUUGUGCAGUUUGACAACGUCAACGUGUACUACGGCAAAGACUUCAGGGCCAAAUACAAAUCACCUACAGACUUUUGCUUUGUACUCAAACAUCCUCAAAUCCAGAAGGACUCUGAGUACAUUAAGUACAUGUGCUGUGAUGACGCUUGGACCAUGAACCUCUGGGUGACUGGAAUACGUGUCGCAAAGUAUGGUGUCUCUUUGUAUGACAACUACAAAGUCGCAGAGAAGAAGGUGGUCAUGGGCUCUGUGUGGCCCAAAUGCAGCAUUCCAUCAAGCUCCAGUCCAUCCACACAAAACACAUUAUCAAGCCAGGUGGCCAAUGGGCACAGUGUCACACAUCAAUCCAUUUCCAAGGACAACACUCUACCUGUACCACCACCACCGCCUCCUCCUCCUCCUCCACCAGCAAGCCUACAUGUCCCUUCUCAUCCGCCUCCACCUCCCCUACUAGCAGCUAAGAAGUCCUCCAAACCUGCCCCUCAGCAAGGACUAUUCACCAACUUUCCUCCACCUCCCCCUGCCAUAGUUAACCUUCCUCCUCCACCCAUCGAGGACACCUUAGAAGCUCCACCAGACUUCCUCCCACCACCUCCUCCUCCCCCACCCAUCAACACAUUUCUUCCUCCUCCUCCUCCUCCUCCGCCCAUCAACACUAUUCCUCAAAGCAUCAAGACUCUUCUUCCCCCUCCUCCUCCUCCUAUUAACACUCUUCCUCCGCCUAGUUUCAAGGCAAUGGACCUGCCUCCACCACCACCAGAUCCUGGCUUUUUACCCCCACCACCACUCACCGGAGGACUUCCACCACCUCCACCGCCGCCUCCGACAACAUCAGUCAACCUGCCGAGAGUACCUCUGAAACCUUCUGGAUCAGUGAAGAAGGUACCUCCUCGUCCACCAAAGAGGACUACACCCUCACUGCAUGGAGGAGGAGGUGGAGAUCUUAUGUCAGAACUGAUGCUUGCUAUGCAGAAGAAGAAGCACCCUUAGCCUGAUGACUUCAUGUUUGCAAUUUGGGGCCAUCUUGACUUGAAAAGCUAAACUGAUGCAAAUUGUACAUUGAAACAUUUGCAAAGGUUUGUAAAUAUUCAUAUUAGAAUGAUGUAAGUAAUCCUACAAAAACAUUUUGUAAAUAACUUGAAUUUUAAUUCACUGUCUAAAUCUAGAAAUAAUGUAAUUAUGUAAUUAAACUCAAGCUUUUACUAACAUUAUUUAAUGUAAAUUAAUUUAGGUAAAUAAUUAGGACAAGUGACAGCAAAACAUUUAACUAUAAUACAAUUAUUUGUAAAUGUAAUACAGUGAUUCAUUUUUAAGAUCUAAUGUAAAGCCUACAUCAAAGGUUUCUGUAGAUUGUGUAUUCCUCUUACUUUGGCAUGUUGGUGCUUUGGGGAGAUCACUCACGAAGAGCAGCUGAUCUUUAACGUCUGUGCCCACUUAGGAGGUCUCGCUGCAUAGCCUGCAGCCUCUGCUGAGCUUUGAAUGGCGAAUGGAGAUGAAAGGAUACGGUGAAGCAGCUCCACCUAGCGGGCAUAAUGACUAAAUGAUUCCAAUUCAUAAAAAGCCAGCGUACUAAUGUUUACCUCUGAAAAAUCAUUCCUCUCUGCUUUCUUGAUGGCAGACUGUGCCAUCCAGUUCCUCAGCACAUAUCGUGGGUUCACACCUGCAAGUACAUAACAUUCUGCUUUGUGUGUUCAUUUGGCAGAAUUGCUAAACCAUAUCUAAUUGGCCCCUUGUUAUAAUACAUCAAACUGUUCCACCAUAGUGGAUGUGGCAGAUCGGCCUUGUAAAGCCUUGUCAGUUUUAGCUGUGAAAAGUAAUCCAAGAUGAUGUGUUUGACUGUAAAUUGUUAGUACAAAUCCAUGCAGCCCAUGGGUCAAGCAUUUUCUAUGUUAUUGACGUAUUAAAUGCAACGUCUUUA